GGUGCGUUCAAUCAACUGGGUUAGGGGUUGCGGAUCGUCUCCAAACCCUCCGCUUGGCGGCUAGCCGCCUUCUUCUUUCUCUUUUACUGAAGCAGCUGUCUUCACCGUCGAUGAAACUCGGUGACCCAUUUUCCGGCCAGACUAAAAGUUCCUAAAUUGGAACUAAAGAAAGAUACUUGCGACCUGGGCGGCGUCUUUUCUGAGCUCCAACCUAUCAUCUUUCUGAGCGCCUUUGUGCUUACCUCUUAACAGGAGCUUAUUAAGUGCAUCCACAAUGUUAAUAACUAGGCUUUCAAGACUUGGAUCUUCAAUUGUCAAUGAGCUGUCAAGAAGUAUGUUUCUAAUUUCAAGUUUAGAUUCAUUUUAUAUUAUCUCGUUAUGAAAAAUUAGCAUUUUCAGUGUUUGGAGCCUGAUUGUACUACGAAGCAACUUCCUUACAGCCUGUAACAUCUCUAUUUUGGCAUAUACCUGACCAUAUCUACAACAAGAUAUGUACAGAGGCCUUGCCAUCAAUACCAGUGCUCCCUGGUGAAUUAUCUUUCUUUUUAUGAUUCCUUGCAUUGUUUCCUUGGUUAUUUGGUUUGAUAUGCAAGUGCUAUGGCUUUCCAGUCAAAGUGAUUGAUGAAAUAGAAGCUUAAGAUUUUGAUAUAUAGCCUUUUAUGCUUACUAAUGGCCCUUGUCAGCAAUCUAUGUGUUAAGAGCUGGAGCUUAAGUGAAGCUAACAGGAGAAAAUAGUUGUUAUUUGAGGUCCUUAAUUGUGAAAUGGAAGUUAUUUUAUCAAAUUCCAUUUUUAUUAGAAAAGGAUUUCACAUUUAGCUCAUCAUCAUAACUGUUUUUACUAUGGCCCUCACUUUGUUUGUGUGUGUGCAGUUUAAAUUGCCAUCAGAAAUGAAGACUUCCCUGGCCAUAUUUCAGCGGAGUCAUGAUUUCUGUACAUUAGCUUCAAACAAUGCUUCUGAGGAGGAGAAUGGACAGAAAGUAACGAUAUCUGUGACAUUUGUUGAUAAGGAAGGGGAAGAGAAACACAUUAAGGUGCCUAUUGGAAUGUCUAUGUUGGAAGCUGCCCAUGAAAAUGACAUAGAACUUGAAGGCAGGGAUUUUGAUUAAUUCUUUUCUUACUCCCAUUAUUCGCAGCUUUCCUUUAAAUCUGGUCCUUUCUCAUCUUCGGACUUUUUUGAAGUUGAAGAGUGGACAUGGAGUACUACAACAAAUUAGAGGACCCAACUGAUGAGGAGAAUGACAUGUUGGAUCUGGCUUUUGGGCUUACAGAAACGUCUCAAUUGGGAUGUCAAGUGAUUGCAAAACCUGAACUUGAUGGAAUUCGUUUAGCCAUUCCUCCUGCCACUCGAAACUUUGCUGUUGAUGGGUAUGUUCCAAAAGCACACUAGACCAAUAAAACCCCAGGCAUUGUUCUGCACAUACAAAGCAUUAUAUGCCAAUCCACUUUUGUUGCCUCUGUAUUUUAUUGGACUAGGUAGACAGGAAUCUAGUCCCUGAGAGAUUGCUUUUGUAUUGAUUGUUUCAGUUAAAUUCCAAAUGAUUCCUUUUUAUAAACAUGAAACUGAACA
Molecule: messenger RNA, 1568 nt
Organism: Rubroshorea leprosula
Lineage: Eukaryota; Viridiplantae; Streptophyta; Magnoliopsida; Malvales; Dipterocarpaceae
Source: the annotation of a GenBank genome assembly